Molecule: messenger RNA, 2488 nt
Organism: Mizuhopecten yessoensis (Yesso scallop)
Lineage: Eukaryota; Metazoa; Mollusca; Bivalvia; Pectinida; Pectinidae
Exons: 2
Coding region: 440-1717 (425 amino acids)
Source: RefSeq, a predicted model, not a curated record
GACCCCUGGGGCGAGGCCAGCUGUCUACCCCCUGGGGCUGCAGUAACACGGCAGUAGGACCGUUAGUCCUUAGCAUGACCUUACAAUAUUGAUCACAUGACAUCAUUCACCACUCUAACGGCAGCACACAAUAUUAGUACUGCUGUUCCAAAGGAGAUGCUAUCACUGGGGAAACAGGCUUAACCCUGCAAGUCCUGGAUCAGUCUUGAGGUUUGGACUACGGCACCCCUCCAUGGACAGAACUGGAGUGAGGGAGAGGAUCAGGAAGUUAGUUGAUGAAGCUGCCAUGUAAAGAUAUCAACAUUUGAUACCCACAAGGCUAUACGAUUCUACUGGAGCACAUUGACUUGUGGAUAGUGUACGUUACAGCACAGUAUUCGUGUGGCGUGUGUCAACAUUACAUCAUUCUUGGGAAUAUAAGAGCUGUCAAAAAAACAAAAUGGAGUGUUCCUACAUUUUACGUUUGAUAGCCUUCACCACAUCUUUAAUUGUGGACUCAAUUGAUAUGAUCAGUGACUGGCUACUGUACCAUGACGUUGUUGAGGCAAAGGAAGGCUUGGUUUUUGGCCACUUUGAAAAUGGCCUGACUACAGCACUGCUAGCCUUCUCUAUCAUUGGUUCAUGUUUGUUUCUGUUUGAAAUCAUCACUUUGGCCUUUAAUCUGACACGUGAUGACCUUCCCACACUCCUUUUGGACACGGCUGCUUUGCUCGUAAUCUGGGUGGAAGAUGUCCCUCAAAUCGUCAUCAAUGUUGUCAUAGUUGCAUGCCGAGAUCAACCAAUCAGUGUGGUUCAGAUCAUAAAGGCCAGUAUCUGUAUGUUUGGAGCACUGAUAAAGCUUGUGAUAGCAAUAGUUCGUUACUGGUACUGGAGACGGAAGGAGGAGAAGAUCGGCUCUAAGGAAAAUCAGCGUAUCAACAAAUGGGUGAGAAUCAUCACCUUUCCAGGUAUCCUUUUGAUAAUGCUUGGAUCCAUCAUGGUGUUUUCCUUCACACAGCUCACUUGGGACAAUGCAGAUGGCAGCCUCAAGUUCCAGAAUCCUCGCCGACUUCUGGACGGUGAAUAUAACACAGACAAAUACUUUGACCAGGUUGGUGUGUAUGCUAACUUGGCAUCCAAAGAUGGUGGACCAAACGUCGCCAUGGCGACAGAUGAAUGGAUCAGAUUGGUGGACAUUCAUGACUUUGGGGAAAGGAAAAAUACCAUUGUCACUCAUGUUACAUUUGGUGUAGGGGCUAGCAAGUUUCUCUCAAUACAAAAACCACCAGGAUCCCUAGCAACAGCAAACUUCUCAGAAUGCUACUUCAAAAAUGGUGCAUUUUGGGUCUUACAGACUUCGCUUGAUAGAUGUUCGAUCCAGAACCAACGAACAGUGUCUGCGGUGAUAGAGCUGAGAUUUGUUGAACCUGAGGGUCAUUUGCUACUGGGAGACAUAGAGUACAACUCAGACGUUUACCUGGAUAAUAACUGUAACAGUGUAAUUAUCCCCACCACACAACCACCACGCCUCUCCCUACGCUACUUCAAAUCGAGACUGGCCAUCUCGUCUGGAGUCCACCACUUAGUGGCGCCGGUAUCAGUGACAGAAAGCAAGUUUUACUCGAAGUUACACCUACAGCCCAUCACUGAAAUAUGGAAGACAGGUUUCCUCGGCUGUAGAUUCACAGGAAAGUCACAACCUACACAUAACACUGACCUGCCUGUACCCUGUCUAUAAUGUAUCUAUGUAGUACCUAUAGUGCUAAAAAAACUAUCUUUAUGGACAAGUCUCCUUCAGACAUCAGUACAUGUACCUAAGUAAUUUGAUUACAGUCCAGUUAAAGAUGUGUAUAGACUCUCCUCUCCUCUAGAGAUUAUUGGUUCAAACAAUAGGCUUUAUACUGUAAUUUCCACAGAAGUAUUUCUUUAUAACCGUUCAUCUGGUAAAACCUGUAUAUGUUCAUCUGGUAAAACCUUUAUUUAUAACUACUUUAUUAAUUAGCCUUCUGUAUAUGUUCAUCUGGGGCCUGUUCGUUUAUGUGGAACAACCGGUUUGUCCGUUUUUAAAAUCCUGGGGGACCUGUUAAUGUUUAUGCAGGCCUUGAAAGGCUUGCCUGAAAGCAGCAUCAGAUUACUACAACUGUAGGUCCAACCUUAUUUAAUAAACAAACAAAUGUGGUCUGACCAGUUCAACCGUUUUAACGAAAACAUCCCUGGUAAAACUUGUAUUUAUAACUACUUUAGCCUUCUCUUUAUGUUCAUCUGGUGAAACCUGUAUUUAUAACUACUUUAGCCUUCUGUAUUAAUGUUGUAAGAGUAUUCAUGUCUAUAUGUACAAACAGUUUUUUAUAUAAUGAGUCAAAUAGAAGGGACCACAUAGUUGAUCUACAAAGCUGAAGAUAAGUUCUGAAAAGACCUUAGUACAUUUGUAUUUAAAUGACAUUUGUCAUUAUUCACUAUUUUUUUAUGUUUGAUAGAAAUAUCAUUCAGUUGUCAGUACUGCUUUAUA